This is a messenger RNA of Lasiosphaeria miniovina, 1498 nucleotides long. RefSeq names its product ATPase, F1 complex, gamma subunit domain-containing protein. Gene Ontology annotation, molecular function: proton-transporting ATP synthase activity, rotational mechanism. The coding region runs from base 427 to 1329 and encodes 300 amino acids. The transcript has 4 exons. Gene Ontology annotation, biological process: proton motive force-driven ATP synthesis. Lineage: Eukaryota; Fungi; Ascomycota; Sordariomycetes; Sordariales; Lasiosphaeriaceae. The record is from RefSeq and is a predicted model, not a curated record.
AGCGAGUGGGCCAACUUCUAUGUUAGCCUUAGGCAGUUAGCUCUUCCAAAGUAAGGAAUUAGCGCAGCUGGUCACGCGCAGCCCUGAGCCAACCGCCUAUGAACAACGGCCAGCAGAAAAAAAUGGCGCCAGAUGGGAAAGUGGACUGGGAAAUCCAAGUACCCAUGCUAACCCUGCCAAGGAAAUUCUAACCCUACUCUAUACCAGUAACCCUGGGACGACGAACAGAGGGCGGGAGAAGGGAAGAGUGGGCCCCGGGCACCCUGGCAUCCGUGUUUCCAGCAAACCUCUCAAUCUUGCCGUUGCAAUUCCCAAUUGAUCACCAACUACCUCCGAUCCGAUCAAUUAAACGCCUCCCCAUACCGUGGUCAAUCGGGCCACAGCGAACUGCGCGGGGUUAAUCCGAAGUCCACACGCCUUUCCAGGAUGCUUUCAAGAGCUGCCCGCCCGGCUUUGAGAGCUGGAGGAGCUGCCGUCUCGUCCCGAGCGGUAGCUCCGAGCCCGGCCACCUAUGCGACGCUGCGUGAGAUCGAGGGGCGCCUCAAGUCGAUUCGCAACAUCGAGAAGAUCACCAAGACGAUGAAGAUCGUGGCCUCCACCAAGCUCACCCGCGCGCAGAAGUCCAUGCAUGACUCGCGCGCCUAUGGCAAGACCAACAACCAGGUGUUCGAGUCGGCCGAGACGAAGGCGCUUGAGGGCGACGGCAAGAAGAAGCUCGUAGUCGUGUGCAGCUCCGACAAGGGCCUCUGCGGCGGCAUUCACUCUGGUCUGUCGCGCUUCAUCCGCCGGGUCAAGGAUGGCGAGAACUUCGAUCUCGUCAUCAUCGGCGAGAAAGCCAGGAAUCAGCUGCAGCGCACCCACGCCCCCAGCAUUGUUCUGUCCUUUGCCGGCGCCGGCAAGGACAUCCCUACCUUUGCCGAGUCCCAGGCCAUUGCCGACCAGAUAACGCAGCUCUCCGGCAACUACUCCGAUAUUGAGAUUAUCCACAACAAGUUCAUCAACGCCACGAGCUACGAGCCCACCAUCAUUGCGGCAUAUUCCGCCGAGGCCAUUGCUGCUUCCCCCAACUACUCCGCAUACGAGGUUGACGAGGACGAGCUGCUAUCCAAUCUGCAGGAAUACGCCCUGGCCAACUCUAUUCACUGGGCCCUAUCUGAAGGACACGCCUGCGAGAUCUCGGCCCGCCGCAACGCUAUGGACAACGCCUCCAAGAAUGCCGGCGAGAUGAUUGGCAAGUACCAGAUUCUGUACAACCGUACCCGCCAAGCCGCCAUUACCGGCGAGCUGGUCGAAAUCAUCACGGGUGCCAUCGCUUCGGAGGAGAUGUAAAUAAUCCUAUAGGAAGAAACGGUCCGAAUAGAAUUAGGCGAGGGAGGGACAGCGAAAAAAUCCCCACGACUUCCCCCAUUCGAAGAAAGAAAGGGGGUGGCGGCUUCUCCUUUUCUUUUGUAUCAAGUAGCAGAGUCCUCCGUCUUGUCGGCGGCCUUUCCGAGUGUAC